AUGGUCGAGAAGUUCGAAUCGAAACGCGUACCCCCAUCAGAACACAUCAUUCUCAGCAUCAGCGAUUUGCAAUCAGCUGCUGCAGCGAAACUUCCAACUGGCAUUCGAGACUUCUAUAACUCAGGCUCUACAGACCAAAUCACCGUCUUGGACAACUCAAACGCAUACAAGAAAUACAAGUUACGCCCUCGAGUCCUCCGAGAUGUCUCAAACGUAUCCACAUCCGCGUCCGUCCUCGGCAAAACAAUCGACUUCCCCCUGUGCGUAUCCCCAGCCGGCAUCCAGGCCAUGGCCCAUCCCUUGGGCGAGCUAGCCACGAGUCGGGCAUGUGCCAAAAGAAACGUCCACAUGGGCAUAUCCUCCUUCUCGAACUAUUCCGUGGAGGAAAUCUGCGAGGCUUCCCGCGCCAUCGCACCCAUCGGCCACGUGAUGCAGGUGUAUUCGAUGAAAGACCGCGCGAAGCAAGAGCGCAUCAUCAAGAGAGCAGAACAGGUUGGUUGUGUAGCGAUUUUCCUGACCGCUGACAGCCCCGUUCUCGGCGUCCGAUACAACGAGCACCGUAACGACUUCCGGACACCAGCCGGUCUGGCCUUUCCAAUGCUCGAGAAAACAUCGGAGAUGAUUCGCGCGGACACGCAUGACGCCAGCUUCGUAGGGUUCAAUUCUGACUACCACUCUUGGGCGCGGGAGAUACCAUGGCUGAGAAGUAUCACGAAGAUGCAGGUCUGGAUCAAGGGCGUUUUGACUGCAGAGGAUGUGCUGCUGGCGCGCGAGUAUGGAUGUGAUGGGGUGGUUGUUAGUAAUCACGGCGGCAGGCAGUUGGACGGAACGCCGGCGACAAUUGAUGCGUUGCCGGAAUGUGUCGAGGCUGCUGCGGGCCAGAUACGGGUCCAUAUUGAUGGGGGGAUUAGAUCGGGUCAAGACAUCUUCAAGGCACUUGCUCUGGGAGCAGAGUGUUGCUGGGUGGGGAGACCAGCGAUCUGGAGCCUGGCGUAUGAUGGUGAAGCUGGGGUGCGUACGAUGCUUGAUAUUCUGUAUACUGACUUCCGUCGUUGCAUGCAACUUACGGGGUGCAGCUCGAUUGCCGACAUCAGUAAGUCGUCCUUGGGCAUUGCAAGGAAAGACGGCCCCUUGGCUCGCCUCUGA
Messenger RNA from Macroventuria anomochaeta, 1146 nucleotides. Its product is annotated as (S)-2-hydroxy-acid oxidase. NCBI's taxonomy places the organism in Eukaryota, Fungi, Ascomycota, Dothideomycetes, Pleosporales, Didymellaceae. The transcript is spliced from 3 exons. The record is from RefSeq and is a predicted model, not a curated record. Gene Ontology annotation, molecular function: oxidoreductase activity; FMN binding. The coding region runs from base 1 to 1146 and encodes 381 amino acids.